AAAGAGAUGCAGUUAUUGUUGGGACUCUGUUGCAGUACUGGAAAAUGGCCGUGUUGUAGUUGACAGAAGCAUUUAAUGCGAAUGAUUUGCAUUCCGUGCCACAAACGUUAAGACACCUAGCCCUGCUUGUUACCAUCAUCACUGGAAUUAAACCGGGAGAAACAUGGAAAGGAAAAGGUGGGAGUGCUCGGCUCUCCCAAAGGGCUGGAAAAGGGAAGAAGUGACCAGAAAGUCGGGUUUGUCUGCGGGGAAAAGCGAUGUCUAUUACUUUAGCAGAGGUGAGGAAGAGGAGGAGGAACAGAGGCGAGAAAGGGGGGAGGCGGGUCGCUUGUAUAGUUUGUGUCCAACUGGAAAGAAGUUCCGGAGCAAGCCGCAGUUGGCUCGUUAUCUCGGAAACUCAAUGGACCUCAGCUCCUUCGAUUUCCGCACCGGUAAAAUGCUAAUGAGCAAACUGAACAAGAACCGGCAGAGACUUCGAUAUGACAACAACACUCAAACAAAGGGCAAGCCUGAUCUCAACACAUCACUGCCAGUCAGACAGACAGCCUCCAUCUUCAAACAACCUGUCACCAAGGUUACCAACCAUCCCAGCAAUAAGGUGAAGACAGAUCCUCAGAAGGCUAUUGACCAGCCUAGACAGCUAUUCUGGGAGAAGAAGCUUAGCGGUCUCAAUGCAUUUGACAUAGCGGAGGAGCUUGUAAAGACAAUGGAGCUUCCCAAAGGCUUGCAAGGAGUAGGACCCGGAUGCACAGAUAAGACCCUCCUGUCGGCCAUCGCCAGUGCCCUGCACACCAGUACGGCCCCCAUCACCGGCCAGCUGUCGGCCGCUGUGGAGAAGAACCCUGGCGUGUGGCUCAACACAUCACAGCCCCUCUGCAAAGCCUUCAUAGUCACAGACGAGGACAUCAGGAAGCAGGAGGAGCUUGUGUACAGUGUGCGGAAGAGACUGGAGGAGGCGCUGAUGGCGGAUAUGUUGGCCCACGUGGAGGAGGCGUCCAACGAAGGAGACGUGCUGAAGGAGGACGCCAACGGAGACGACGACGCAGAUGCUGUAUAGCAGAGGAUAUGUGGACAGUUUGACCGUGGGUUCCAGUAUUCAUUCGUAGGACCAUAACCAGAUUCCCACCACCUUCUCUAACAAACCCGGACCCAUCACCACCUCCCACCUGCUAUCGUCAAACAAGACGAGAAAGCCUCCCCCUCACACGUGUACUUGGAGUCCUAACGCUCCACGGAUGGCAGCUGAUUCUGCUCUGAAUCACCGAUUAGUGUAGUUAAUCUUUGCCCCCUGAACAAAAUGAACUGUUUCAACAAUGGCUUGUAGGAGGAAAAUGACACUAUAAAGUCGGCUAAAAUACAGUAUUUCAAGUUGGGAUUCAUGAAGAUGUGAUUCCUGUCCGUACACAUUAGUCUUGUGACAAUCAUGUCAAAGCCGUAUCACAUCCUCCAAAAUUGACCUGAGAAAUAUGGCAGCCUUGUUUGCUCAAGGUAUGAUGCACAAGUGUUACUAUGGUAAGAUGCGAGAUGUGUUGCUGGGUCUAGGGACAUGGUAUUACGGGAUGAACUGAUUUGUUUUCUGGUGCUGUUUCUCAGAGCACUAAGUGAUUUGAGAGGGAUCAAGAUUAUAAGACACCUGCACUCUAAAUUUCAUAGAUUGUUUUUUUUAAGACGAGAUUGUUUGAUUUGUGACUUUUAAAGCGUUGUUGCUUUUGUUGUUGUUGUCGUCGUCGUCGUCCUUAUUUGUCUGUUGUUUUUAGAGAGCGUUAAGGUUUUUGUAAUGUGAAAUUUGUCCUUCAUCUUUCUCCGGAUGACGACCAAAGAGGGGCCAAGAAAUAUAACAGGAAAUUCUCAACACUCAUUCUACACAGCCCCUAGGGUCAUAUGAACUUUAACCUCUCAGAAAGAGGAGCUGGUUAUCCUGGGAUAUGUUACAGUUUUAUUUUCUUUCUCUUCCAAACAGCUCUUGUCUGUGAAGCACUGUUAAGAUUUGCAUCGCUCCUCAAGAACACCCAUACAAACAACAGUUUAAAAAAAGUCUGUUUUUCUACCCUUUCUUAAGAAAUAUGAGUAAAUUUGACAUUUAGUGCCAUCUUUUUUUUUCUUGUCUAGAAAAUUCAGUUUGAAUUGUCUAUGGUGCUGCCUCCUCUCUCCCCCAACCUUAUGUGAACCAUAAUGUGUGCUAGAGAAAAACAGUUUUGGGUGAGGAGUCCUCAUAUGAUGAAGGACACUCACAGCAUCAGGGGUUGCCUGCAGCCCCCACUCUUAGAACACUUGUUCGGUUCUUACUAUAUGAAAGGGGUAUUGUUUUACUUUAACAGACUGUUGAUUUGAAUGGUUUACAGAUUAAAAUUCAGCUGUAUGUGAA
Messenger RNA from Alosa sapidissima (American shad), 2365 nucleotides. RefSeq names its product methyl-CpG binding domain protein 3b (gene mbd3b). Gene Ontology annotation, molecular function: DNA binding. The transcript has 8 exons. The record is from RefSeq and is a predicted model, not a curated record. Bases 164 to 1057 code for a protein of 297 amino acids. Lineage: Eukaryota; Metazoa; Chordata; Actinopteri; Clupeiformes; Clupeidae.